AUGAGCAAUGAGGCAGGACCGUCAACCAUCACAGCUCCAGAGCAAGCAGAUCUUGCACCAAAAAGCCAAAUAUAUGAAACAAACCUCAUGGAAGAUAUCUUUGAUUACUCUAUAGUGACAAGUAAUGAUGUCAGUAUGGCAAGAGAUAUGCUUGCGAACGAACGAAACUGGCUUACAUGGCUUCGGCUUUCGUGUACACUUAUCAUCUUAGGAUUUACCGUUCUCCUGAGGCUCCGACUGCCAGAUCCUUCAGAAGAGACAGUCAAUGAUAAUCCAACACGACCAAUUGGAUACGUGUUUAUUGCUGUUGGCUUGGGAUGCUUGUUUGUAGGUAUUGGCAAGUACUUUAAGAAUCAAAGAUUGCUUCUCAAGCAAGCAACUUUUGUACAGGCGGGAUGGGGGAGUUUCGUCAUGGUCGGCAUAUUGGCUAUCUUUACUUGUACCAUCAUGAUCAUUGCAUCAACCUCUUGA
Rhizopus microsporus ATCC 52813 is the source of this 471-nucleotide messenger RNA. RefSeq lists its product as uncharacterized. Bases 1 to 471 code for a protein of 156 amino acids. Lineage: Eukaryota; Fungi; Mucoromycota; Mucoromycetes; Mucorales; Rhizopodaceae. The transcript has 2 exons. The record is from RefSeq and is a predicted model, not a curated record.